AUGAGGAUCUACGACCAAAUAAUCCAAUGCACCAGCCGGCGCUACGGGAGCAAGACACAGGAGACCGAGACCUCCUCAGAGAGUGAAGACAGCACGGACAGCUCAAGUGUAACCAAUGAUAAAAUAACCUCCUGUAAAUAUCUAUCUCUCGCUAUGUUAUUUUCUCUGUACUGCCAAUUUUAUUACCUUGCCGUCCCAAACACGGGCCUUUUUUUGACUUCCAUAAUACAUUGGAGAAAACCAGAGUUAGGGUUACGCAGGACGAUCGACAUGGGUAUGACUUUUGUAAAUUUCUUAAUGCAUGCUAUUCAUUCUUUUAACAUAAAUUCCAUGUGUUUCUUUGUGUGUAUGUGUGGAGCCAUUUUGAUCUUUGUUCUUUACUUUGCUGGGAAGAGAUUCAGCUACAACUCCUACAGCACUCUUUGCCACCUCCUCAUCCACACCACCGGGACCAUGUCUGCUCUCGCCAUUUACUAUAUUUCGAAGAGCAACCUUAUUGACCACUCCUGA
Plasmodium cynomolgi strain B is the source of this 510-nucleotide messenger RNA. RefSeq lists its product as hypothetical. Bases 1 to 510 code for a protein of 169 amino acids. Lineage: Eukaryota; Apicomplexa; Aconoidasida; Haemosporida; Plasmodiidae. The transcript is spliced from 2 exons. The record is from RefSeq and is a predicted model, not a curated record.